UGACGCCUUGCCACAAUGGGUCACGACUUGGCGGAUAUAAAAAAAUCUUUCGAGGCAAGUUUGCCGGGAUAUGUUGAGAAGAAAGAUCCAAAAAGUAUUCUACCGCAACCAGGAAAGCGAAACAUUUUGAUUACUGCUGCAUUGCCAUACGUGAACAAUGUUCCACAUCUCGGAAACAUUAUUGGAUGUGUUCUCAGUGCUGAUGUCUUUGCCCGUUAUUGUAAUCUACGAGGACAUCAAACCUUUUACGUUGGAGGAACAGAUGAGUAUGGAACGGCAACAGAAACAAAAGCACUUCAAGAGGGAUGUACUCCACGAGAGUUAUGUGACAAAUAUCAUGCCAUUCAUAAGGGAAUCUAUGAGUGGUUCGGAAUUGAUUUCUCUCAUUUCGGAAGAACCACCACUGAUCAUCAAACUGAAAUUUGUCAAGACAUGUUUUUGAAACUUCACAAAAAUGGCUACACAUCAUCGCAAUCGGUGGAUCAGCUGUACUGCAACCAAUGCGAAAAAUUCUUGGCUGAUCGAUUCGUCACCGGAACUUGUCCAAUGUGCGCUUAUGAUGAUGCUCGUGGAGAUCAGUGUGAUGGAUGUGGAAAGUUGAUCAAUGCUGUGGAUCUUAAGGACGCGAAGUGUCAUAUGUGUAAAGCAACUCCAGAAGUGAAACAGUCCACGCACAUCUUCUUAUCACUUGACAAGCUUCAACAGAAAACAACAGAACACUUGGAUCGUGAAUUAGCUAAAGAAGAUAAUCGCUGGUCAUCAAAUGCUGUUGGAAUUACCAAGGCUUGGAUGAAGUUAGGAUUGGAUCCUCGUUGCAUCACAAGAGAUCUCAAAUGGGGAACGGCUGUUCCAUUGGAUGGAUUCGAGAAGAAAGUGUUCUACGUAUGGUUUGACGCCCCAAUUGGUUAUCUUUCAAUCACAAAAUGUGUACUCGGUGAUAACUGGACUAAAUGGUGGAAGAAUCCAGAGAAUGUUGAGCUGUUCAAUUUCGUCGGAAAGGACAAUGUAGCUUUCCACGCCGUCAUGUUCCCUUGUUCUCAAUUGGGUGCCAAUGACAACUAUACAGUUGUUAAUAAUCUCUGUGCCACUGAAUAUCUCAACUAUGAGGACACAAAAUUCAGCAAGUCACGUGGAACCGGAAUUUUCGGAGAUGCAGCUCAAGGAACUGAAAUUCCAGCAGAUAUCUGGCGAUUUUACCUCUUAUACAUGAGACCCGAAAGCCAAGAUACUGCUUUUAGCUGGGAUGACUUUGUGUUGAAAGUUAACAGCGAAUUGCUGAAUAAUCUUGGAAAUUUCAUCAACAGAGCACUUUCGUUCGUCGCAAACUCUUUUGGAGGAGUUGUUCCAGAAAUGAAUUUGACAAAUGAUGACGCAGAAGUUCUUUCUGAAAUUCACAAUGAAUGUAUGCAAUGGGAUAAGCAGUUCGACGGAGUUCAUCUCAAAGAUGCUGUGAAGACUAUUCUAAAUGUUUCUCGUCUUGGUAACCAAUAUAUGCAAGCUCAAACUCCAUGGGUGCUCAUGAAAAAGGAUGAAGAAGGAAAGAAGAGAGCUGGAACAAUCAUCGGAGUGGCUGCUAACAUCGCCUAUCAUGUUUCUGUUCUUUUAUACCCAAUCAUGCCAACAAUUUCUGCAACAAUCCGUGAACAGUGUGGUUUACCAGCACUUCCUCUCUUCACUCCAUUCCCGAUUUGUUAUCUUAAAGCCGGUCACAAAAUCGGGCAACCAUCCCCUCUUUUCCAAAAACUCGAUCCUGCACAAAUUGCCGAAUUCAAAGCAAAGUUUGGUGGUUCUCAAGAUGCCCAGAGCUCCGCUCCAAAAACUGCCGAAAAGCCAAAACAACAGAAGAAGCAAGCACCCACCAAAGAUAAAAAGGGAGACAAAAAGAUGGCGUCAACUGCUGCUUUUGUGGAACUUGAACAAGGAGCCAAGGUUAUUUCGCAACUCAUCGCUCAAAAUCUGAAAAAGUUUGAUCAAGCCAAGGCCCUCUUCACCCGAAAUCAGCUCCAGAGAUUGGAUGGAGAGAACAAGCAGCUUACGAUUGAUGUUAAAACACUUCAGCAUCAAUUGAUUGAACUGGAAACUGCUGCCGGAAUCAAGCAAGUGCCAAAACCAGUUGUUUCGUGUACACCAACACCAACUUCUACUCCAGCUUCUGGAAUUAUCACAGAAGCUCCAAAGAAAGAGGCUCCUUCAACUCCAGCACCUUCCGAGCCGAAGAAAGCUAAGGAGCAGAAGAAAGGAAAGGGUGGGGCUGCUGCGGCUCCAGUCGACGAUACAAUCGAUGUGGGAAGACUCGAUAUGCGCGUUGGUCGAAUCAUCAAGUGUGAGAAGCAUCCUGAUGCAGAUGCUCUUUACGUGGAACAGAUCGAUGUUGGAGAGUCAGCCCCGCGAACUGUAGUUUCUGGACUCGUUCGUCACGUUCCACUCGAUCAAAUGCAGAACCGCCUUGUCGUUGUGCUUUGCAAUCUGAAACCAGCAAAAAUGCGUGGAGUAGAGUCCCGAGCCAUGGUUAUGUGUGCUUCAUCACCUGACAAAGUUGAGAUUAUGGAAGUUCCGGCUGAUUCCAAACCAGGUACUCCAGUCGUCUGCCCACCAUAUACACACAGACCUGAUGAGCAAUUGAAUCCAAAGAAAAAGAUCUGGGAGACAGUUGCAGAGGACUUGAAGGUUUCGGCUGAAGGCUUCGCAGAGUGGAAAGGACAACCGCUUCUCAUUGGAAGUGAAUCCAAAAUGACUGCCCCAACGCUUCGUGGAGUCCAUGUGAAAUAAUUGGUUUUCUGCAUUUAGCUUCUUUUUUUUCUAAGUUUCUCAUAAUAUUUAAGUUGUUUUCAAUUGUUGACCGUUUGGGACUCGUUUUUAUUUAUUUAUUCUUCAUAGCCUUCCGAUUUAUAUUCGCUGAUUUUGUAUCCCAUUUUGAAUUCAUCAAUUCAUAUCGGUUCAGUCUCUUUUUGGGCACGUUUUCUAUUAUCAAGACAUAAAGUUUAUUGUUUCCUGU
This is a messenger RNA of Caenorhabditis elegans, 2995 nucleotides long. It is a transcript of the gene mars-1, whose product is annotated as Methionine--tRNA ligase, cytoplasmic. Gene Ontology annotation, biological process: methionyl-tRNA aminoacylation; tRNA aminoacylation for protein translation. Gene Ontology annotation, cellular component: cytoplasm. The transcript is spliced from 6 exons. Lineage: Eukaryota; Metazoa; Nematoda; Chromadorea; Rhabditida; Rhabditidae. Gene Ontology annotation, molecular function: nucleotide binding; aminoacyl-tRNA ligase activity; tRNA binding. The record is from RefSeq and is marked reviewed. Bases 16 to 2769 code for a protein of 917 amino acids.